This is a messenger RNA of Hippocampus zosterae (dwarf seahorse), 2211 nucleotides long. It is a transcript of the gene zswim7, whose product is annotated as zinc finger, SWIM-type containing 7. The record is from RefSeq and is a predicted model, not a curated record. Bases 68 to 502 code for a protein of 144 amino acids. The transcript has 7 exons. Gene Ontology annotation, cellular component: Shu complex. Gene Ontology annotation, biological process: double-strand break repair via homologous recombination. Lineage: Eukaryota; Metazoa; Chordata; Actinopteri; Syngnathiformes; Syngnathidae. Gene Ontology annotation, molecular function: zinc ion binding.
UGUUUAACCGGAGGACGUAUUCCAUUGGCCGGAUGACUUCCGGAAAUAGACGUUUUAAUGUAGAAAAAUGACCGCCGUCCUACCUGCAGUGGCAGAACAGCUUUUUCGAGAUAUCCGUAAAACAUACCAGGAAACUGCUCAAAUUCCUGAUGACUUACUGAUUGCGCUGAGGUUUGUUUUCGGGACCUGCGCAGUACAAGCUUUGGAUCUCGUGGACCAACGCUCCGUGACCUGUCUGUCAUCGCCGAGUGGACGUAAGGCCUUCCAGGUCAUAGGAGCCUCGGGGAGUUUAUAUACUUGCUUCACAUCCUGCCACUACUGCCCGUGUCCCGCCUUUGCCUACACGGUCCUCCGGAGGAAUGAAGGCCUAUUGUGCAAACACAUCCUGGCGGUGUACCUGUGCGAGGCCAUGGGUGCGACCCACAUGCAAAGUGCGUCGGACGAACAGAUGACAGCGCUGCUCAGCGGGACCCUUUUCAACCGCCUGUGGACUGACCAAUGAACCUUCUGGUGAGGACAGCUUGGCUGCCGGGCGGCAGUAUAAUGGAGUCAUGCAGACAAAUAAAGAAGAGCUGACAAAGUAAGUGACUGAAUGAUCAACAAUAAUGUUACACGAUUUUCAUAGAAGAAAAAGAAUUAUACCGGUAUUAUUGUUCUAUUAACUGUCUACCUGUGUUGCUGCACUGUUUGUGUUCAGGUUUUCAUUAUAGUACCACCUCAUGGAUUCUAUUCGCUUGCUUUCCAUUUAUUAACUUUAUGGACUGAUUUACAGAACAAUCCAUUGAUAAAUUACAGUUGCCUAUGUGCAUAAACAUUCAAAAUAAUUGCAAUCCACUAAAAUAUACAUAGUUGAGAGCAUGAGAGGCCUAACGAACCCAACUUUGUCCAUCAACACGACUAUGGCUCCCACAAAUGGAAUAAACAGUGAGUAUUGUCUGCUGGGUCAAUAUGUAUUAAAAGGGUAUUUAAAGAGUGCAACAAUAUACAACAGCGGCAGGGUCUUUUUGUACGUGAUGCAAAACGGGAAGACAGGUCCCCAAGGGGAGCGUCCAUUGUGUGUGUGUGUGCAUGUGUGUGUGUGCGCAUGUGUGUGCACAUGCAUGCAUGUCGCCUGUCCCAGGAGGCUGAAAACAUCUGGCCUGGGCUUUUUCCUUGCACUACAACCAUCUGUAAAAACAUUUUAUCAAAGAGCGAAUCCAUACCCCAAAUAGCUGUAGACUGCACGCACACGCACACAAAUAUACACAGUAUACCAUGUGUGUGUCAUUGUGUAAUUUGAGCCACACUGAUCUUUUUAGUGGGCAUGUGGCAAGGGUAGAAGGCCUUUUAGAGCCCACCAACAUCAUGUCAUGGCUAUUAAUGUAUAUGGAGUGUGUCUGUUGUGAGUGGUGUUAGAAAGCGUUGGGCGAUUUCCGCUAAGUAUCCGGAAAGUCUAUGGGAGGUUAGGGUAAGGAAUUAUUCCAAAUUGGGAAACGUAAUGGAGAUGAGCCGGGACUUGAGGUAAAAUGAAGUAAUCGGGGUACUUGAACGAAAUCUGCUCGUGUUUGUCAGGAUGGUGCUAAAAUGUAUUUUCCCGACUGAUAUUUAAGUUCCCCAUUACGAGCCAUCUGAUCAUGUUAAUUCUUGUUCCCCACAGAAAAUUUCCAACUUAGAAUUCCUCAGAAUUUAGCAACCCUUUAUGUGAGUCACUUUUGGCAUAAUCAUUUUACUUUCAUGAUUUCUACACAGGCAGAGUGGGUUCCUUUCCCACUCAGUGUUUGUCUAAAAAUGAGUAUGAGAUGUUGUCUGUCUGGAUAUGCAUUGUUUGUUUAACUGGCAGAAGAUACAAUUAACCUUUGUAUCCACCUGUUGCCAGUCAAAAAGCAAAAUAAUAGUUUUGUGUUGAUCUAAUCAGGCCCAGAUUUCUCACCAAGUACAACUGUGACAAUAUUACCAAUAUUUCCGUUCAUAUUCUUUUUGUGAUAUUUGCUCAAACAGUCAAGUCGCUUUAGCGUUAGCUGUGGUGCUAAUACAGUUGGCAAUGAGGCUAACCCAGUUGUUUGUUGUUGAACAAACAAACAGUGGUUGAAAAUGUUUAUUAGUUCGCUCCCUGCCUUUCAGUAUUUUAUAGUUUCCUGGUUUGAUGUGUUUAUUUAUUUAAUCUUUGUGUGUAUGUGUCCUUUAAUAUACUUUAUAGUCGCUGUCUGAUGAUAAGCCAGCUAUCCAAUUUGG